This is a messenger RNA of Adineta ricciae, 351 nucleotides long. Lineage: Eukaryota; Metazoa; Rotifera; Eurotatoria; Adinetida; Adinetidae. The record is from the annotation of a GenBank genome assembly.
AUGAUUGCUCAUCGAGAAAGAAGUUCAUAUUCUGCGAAUGGAAAGAUUCGUUUUAUCUUUCCAGAACCUCAACUACUUGAAUAUCUUCGUCAUACAAUUAUUCAAUAUUAUUCGUCUCUUGCCGAAAAUGCUCGUCGCCUCAACUGUAUAGCAGAUGCCGAUAGAUUCAAUCAUACUGCUAAGCAGCAUUACAUGGAACUUGUAAAAGAAUUUGGAACAAGGAUCGACACGCAAAUUGCAAUUGAUGCUCAAGAUCUACCGAAUGACCAUCUUGAAAAUGAAGAUGAAGAUCCUAUAUUGUUCGACAUAUUAUUUCCACCAAUUAAUUCAUCUGCUCAGGCCCCUGCUUAA